Molecule: messenger RNA, 1461 nt
Organism: Salvia splendens (bonfire salvia)
Lineage: Eukaryota; Viridiplantae; Streptophyta; Magnoliopsida; Lamiales; Lamiaceae
Exons: 2
Coding region: 1-1461 (486 amino acids)
Source: RefSeq, a predicted model, not a curated record
AUGGUGAAAGGGUAUUGGGUGAUGGCUCAAACUAGUAGUCCUCAGUUUGUUCUUGCCAGGUAUUCCGUUUCUUCGCUCUCUGGAGUCUUGUGUCUUUUCACAGCUCUAGUGUUGGUACAAGAUUGGUUUGUUCGAAAUAGGCUUGUAGCUCAUGCUUCCAGUUUUAACUUGGCGUAUCUUGGUUCGAGCUAUGGCCCCUCCGUCUACUGGAUUUUAACCGUUCAGACUAUGGGAACAAUUGCUCCAGUGCUGAGAUGGCUCGCUGCUUCGUGGUUCAAGAUUGCUGAGACGGAGCGAAGGAGCUUCAGAGAUGAACUCAAGGUUGACAAGUACUGGACUUUGAGGCUGGAAGAGUGGAGAGACAGACCACUUCCAUUUCAUGUUCAAAACCGCGCAUGCAAGAAGAUACUUCGCGAUGUUGUAAGAUUCGUUCUGAAUUUCUGCAUUGGAGUUCAGAUUCUCUUUGUUUCAGCUGGGAAACUAGUUUUAUUCAUCUCUUCUAGAUUUGGUAGUGCGAGCCUCGGUUGCCCUAUAAAAUCCUCAAGAACAUCUGCAACGAGGGCGGAUAGGCUGACAUGUGUAGGCGAAGAAAAGCAGCCAAGAAACUUGAUCCAGCUUCUAAAGAAAUCUUCAAACUUCAAAGGGGUGGGACGAUUUGACAGCUGCCAUGUUCCGAGCUUGCAUUCUGAAGAACCUCGAAAUUGCUGGUCUAUGCCCGUGGUGACUUUGACAGCCAUUUCAGUUGCUCUUACCAAAAUCGCGGAUGAGAAGACUAACCAGUUACUGGUUUAUGUAAGUGACGGCCUGACUAUUGUAAAGCUUAUCGAGGAGACUCUAGACGGAAUUGGAGAGUCAGAAAGCAUCAGAAAAGCAGCAGAUGUGGUUUGGAUUGGAGUUGUAGUGUAUAGAAAAUGGGAUGACAUGGAUUUGAAGAGCACGAGAAUUAGAGGCACAACGCACCGGGAAACACUGCAAAACCUUUCUAGCAUUGCAGAAAAGGUUGUGACAGAAUUUAUUGCUCGAACGAAAGAUAUUCUAAUGCAGAACCCUCUAAACUGGCCUGCUAGAGUUAUAGCUGCUAACUCAAUGUACAGAAUUGCUCAGACGAUCUUGGUAGGAAUGGGAGAUGACGAGCACCAAGAUGACGACGAGCUAUUUGAGAGUAUAUCCAUCACCAUCUCGGAUAUACUAGCAGGGUGCCUCACCAAUCUAGUGCAGGUCAUAACAUUGAAGUGUCACACAAAUGACAUCAGAGAAAGGGAAAAAAGUGUAAGGCGAGCAACGAUUCUUCUUGGUGAGAGCAAGCAGAUUCUUGAAAUCCUCCAGGAGCGUGAGCUUCCGAGUUUAGAUGUGGAGAAAGCUUCUUAUAUUGACGAGUGGAAGGCUUCUAUGGCAUUGGAUAUUGAAAAUCCUCCAUCAUCUGCUUCUGCUUCUUCAAGUGACGAUGCAACAAUGGUGUAG